AUGCCGACUGAAACUCGUAUCACUCGCCUCCAUCGAAGUUUCGAUCGAGCAGUUUGCUAUCCCUCGCGAUCUACGAUGUCGAGAGAUGGAUCGAAUCCGCCAGCCGGCGAUGACGAACCUUCGGAGCCUUCGGAGAGUCAGACUCCGAAUCUCAAUGAGAACGAACUUCUGUCGUCCGAGCAGAACGCGUUAAGUCAUUCGCCUCCCUCCCUCGCGGACACGCUUUGCAGCAUGUCACCGAAUGCGGGCCGAAUGCACGCACUCUUGAAUAGUAAAUUCAAGACUGAUAUCUCCUCGGCUACCAGUAGCAAGCGUCUCAAAAAGAAUCGUGGUAUUGCGAAGGCUUACAAGAAACCCCGCCAAGAGCGCAACUUCUACCCAGCCUACAUAAGAAUACGGAGAUAUGUCGAAAGACUACUCGGAGAUGUGGCAAAUAAGAAGCUGAGAGCCCGAACCAUCGAGCGCCGUAUCAAAAAGUUAUGUCUGCCACUUAUGGUGACUUCCUGGAGUCGUCCGACUCCUCUGAAGAUUCCGAUUUCGGAGAUUCUGAAUCAGACACUCCGCCAUCCGAAUCCAACGACGAGAAAGACAGCUCGGAUGACGACACCUUCAUGGGACCCAACCUAG
Caenorhabditis remanei is the source of this 627-nucleotide messenger RNA. RefSeq lists its product as uncharacterized. NCBI's taxonomy places the organism in Eukaryota, Metazoa, Nematoda, Chromadorea, Rhabditida, Rhabditidae. The record is from RefSeq and is a predicted model, not a curated record. The coding region runs from base 1 to 627 and encodes 208 amino acids. The transcript is spliced from 4 exons.